Molecule: messenger RNA, 2209 nt
Organism: Eublepharis macularius
Lineage: Eukaryota; Metazoa; Chordata; Lepidosauria; Squamata; Eublepharidae
Exons: 5
Coding region: 8-1399 (463 amino acids)
Source: RefSeq, a predicted model, not a curated record
GCGAGGGAUGGAGAUGAGCCGCGCUUUCUGCCAGACAUGCCAUGAUGCAGAGCAUGAGUCUGUAGCCCACUACGGGCCAGAGCUGGAGGUGCUGACCAGCCCUGCUCAGAGCAGCAGGAAGAAGAGGGAGCCAAGAAGACAUGGCCUGCAGCCAGCCCAGGAAACCCCUGAAACCCACUUUGGCCUCAGUGACCUGGGCCUAGCAGCAGACAAUUCCAGCCUGGCACCUUACGAGGACACCUCUCAGCUGGCAGCGUUACAGGACCAUAACGCCUACUGCGUCCCUGAGGAAGCCGCUCCCUUGAAGAGCCUUGUAAUCUCAUCCAAAGAGGUGGUGCAUCAGCAAAGCGAGCUCCUUCUCAGCCUGCAGGGGGCGCUAGAAGCCAGCCAGAAAGAAUGCCGGGAACUACAGGAGAAAGCAGCGGAAGCAAACUGGCCUCUUCAUCCCAAGCUUGGAGAGAGCAUCGCCCAGCUCGAAGCAGAGAACCGGAACUUGUGCUGUGAGAGGGACCAGUUGAAGUCCACAGCACAACGCUUGCGCCGGGAGCUGGACGCCAGCGGUGCCACUGUUCUCUCCCUGAGCAGGCAGCUAAGAGGCCAGCAGGAAGCUCAAGCCUACCACGGGGCCUUUUCCCUGGAGACUGUGAAGGAGAACCGUAAGUGGCUGAGGUUCUACACAGGCUUUGACGAAUACCCACGCUUCACGGCCUUUCUGGACUUCCUCCUUGACAGCAGUGGGCAGAGGCAGGAGGAGAGUCCAGAGCGCUGGACCCACAGUGCCCUCAGCCCGCAGAACCAAGUUUUCUUGGUGCUUGUCCGCCUGCGGCUGGGGCUGCUCCUCCAAGAUCUCGCCUUCCGUUUCCACAUCUCAGAGUCCACAGCCUCCCGUUACUGGCUUAGCUGGACGGAAGUCAUGGAGCAGAAGCUGAAGCAGAUUCCGGUCUCUUGCAGCCAGCGCUAUGUAGACACCUUCAAGCCACAGAGGCUCAUCCGCCAUCAUGAUAUGCCCCUGGUGGCUCUGGAUUGUGCAGAACUUUUCUUUGAAGCCCAGGGAAGGACAAGGAGCAAAGAAGAGGUCCACUGGGGCCCCAGGGGCCGAUACUCAAUUCCUGGCUAUGCUCUGGCUGCACCCAGCGGCUACCUGACCUUCGGCUCAGGAGCUGACAAGGAGCUGGCAUCUUUGCCCACCUUUCUGCAGGUGGGUCCUGUGGUGCUGUCAGCCCAGCAGGAGGCAGCCAAAAGGCAGGUGCUGAGCUUCCGCAGCCUGACGGACAAAGCCCUCAGCUUCCGCUUCCUGCGUGUUGUUCACCCCCAGAACAUGGAGGGCCAAGUGGGCAGAGCCUGGACCAUUUCCUGCUACCUAGCUUGCCUGUUGCACGAACCCAUGGGGCUCGCCUAAGGAAAGGAGCCCUGCCUCCCAGUGCAGUUUGCCUUCUAUCACACGCUAUCUUUUGGUCAAUCACUGCUAGUGCUGCCCCUGCCAUGGUGGAACCUCACUUUUGGGGCCUAUGUGGUGAGUGCUACAGUACUGCAUCUUCUUGUGCUGCCGCUUUCCUUGAUGCAGGAAUCUGACAACCCACCUGCAAACUGACACAAUCUCCUUGCAGCCCCACAAUUUGACUUUCUUCUCAGCUGCUUCUACAAUUUUGCAGUUACUACGCAAGUGACUGGUUAUGCACACCCAGGGUUGGGGAUGCUGGCUCCCUUCCUAGGAUUGGCUGUAUCCACCAUCCCUCUUCCUCUACAGCAAGCUCUUUUUUCAGCCAGGCGAUGACACAGGAUUCAUCGUGCACACCCUCUGUUCCCUGCACUCUCUAAAGUCUCAAGUUGACAAUCACUUCUCUCAGAAGAUAGGAGGACUUCAGGGCGGUGGGACGUAUACCAGCUUUAACUUUUGCAUGCCCAUGUAGGUGCCAGCAUCUUUCCAUGUUUUCACUCAGACUCCUUCAGGUUUACCUCGCUUCCAAGCUCCCACACUGAAAACCAGCUCCCAGGUUUCUCACUCACCUUACAUAUCCCUUACUUGUUGGCCAGAGCCCAAUCAACAACAGCUAUUUGGCCAAGGUAAAGACUGUGGGAGGAUAUUACAGAUUUGGGGAAUCUUCUCAGCAACUACCAAGUUCACACAAACCGCUCACAGUAACAUCUCUGUUGGGACACACGGGACCUUUGGUAUAUCCUUUCUACCAAACAAUAUGACAACAGGGCA